GCACAUCGUCUGCUGCUAGCUGCCUGCAGUGACUACUUCCGAGCAAUGUUCACUGAUGAGAUGUUGGAGCGACAGCAAGAGAACAUUGUGCUGCAUGGUGUCUCUGCUGUGGGUCUGGAGUCUGCUCUUGAAUAUAUAUAUUCUGGAUCUCUCAGCCUAGAGCCAUCCACAGUUCAGGACGUCUUGGAUGCGGCCUCUCACCUACAGCUGCCAGCUGUGCAGCAAGCCUGUGCUCGCUACCUACAGGACCACCUUGACGUAGACAACUGUGUGGAUGUAGCCAGCCUCGCCGAGACCUACAGCCUGACACAGUUGCGCGCCAAAGCUUACGCCGUGAUGUGCUCGCAGCUGCGGCGCUUCAGUGGCACUGCUGAGUUUCAGCGUCUCAGUGACUCUCAGCUCGUCCAGCUGCUCUGCUCUGACCAUCCUGUUGACUGCUCUGAAGGAGAGGUGGCGACGGCGGUGUCUCGAUGGCUGUCACACUGUCCAUCACGGGACAGGCACGCUCGUCACCUUCUGUCCUACGUCAACUGGAAGGAGGUCCCCGAGCCCGUGUCCAGAAGCCUGGCUCUCCCCUGCCCUCUACCCCUCCCUCUCCUUUCCCACCAACCCGCCCCUCCUAAAGGUCUCCUUAACACGCGCGGUCUGGAGCUGGCCAUUCUCAAAGUUGGAGGUUUCAGCAUCGCCGGCAUUACAAAUGAAAUAACGUACAGGCUCUCAGACAGCGGCUCCUGGCGCCACCUCACCACCAUACCGCACGUGGAGCAGUGCAACUUCGGCACCGCCGUGCUGGACAACGAACUCUAUGUUGUGGGGGGCUGCUUUGACCAGUCCUUACAGGAAAACAUUCACCCGUUCGGGUUCCGGUACAGCGCGCAGAGCGACAAGUGGAGCACCAUAGCGCCCAUGCUGCGCGAGCGCUGCCGUUUCUCUCUCACGGCGCUCGACGAGAAGCUCUACGCUGUAGGGGGAGAGUCUGAGGACACCCAAGCCACCACGGGCACGGAGUGUGAAGUGUACCAUCCUGAGGAGGAUGUCUGGCACCAGCUGCCCCAGCUAGGGUGUAGCAGAGCACAGCACGCAGCUGCAGCCCUCAACAGGUGUCUUUAUGUCACUGGGGGGCUGGACCUCACUCAGGACUCUGUGCUGAGCUCCUGCUGGGCUUACAGCACCGUCCAUCAGGUUUGGACCCGUCUGGCAGACAUGCCAACCCCGCGCGCGGACCACGCAGCGUUCGUGUACGACAACAGCGUGUGGGUGUGCGGUGGCUGGCACGAGGACAGCUCAGUUGGCCACCACGGCCGCCAGCUAGUGGCCACCGUUGACCGUUACGACGUGGCCACGGACACGUGGCAUACGGUCACUACUGUGCCCACGCCCCGUUACCAUGCCGGCGUGACCGUUAUAGGAUCACGGCUGCAUGUCAUGGGAGGGUUCUUAUCCGACGUGACGUUCGACCGUGCAACGGGCGUCAUCGAGACGUACGACUUGGAUACGGGCACGUGGCUUGUACAGACGCCGUACCCACGUGACAUCUGGGAGCACGCGUGCGUGUCUAUGCACGUGCCUCGCUGCCGUGACAAUAUGGCGGUCAUGCUGCACGUGAGAUAACACGUGUCGUCACGUGGCCGUCGUGCUGCACGUGAGAUAACACGUGUCGUGACGUGGCCGUCGUGUUGCACGUGAGAUAACACGUGUCGUGACGUGGCAGUCAUGUUGCACGUGAGAUAACACGUGUCGUGACGUGGCAGUCAUGUUGCACGUGAAAUAACACGUGUCGUGACGUGGCUGUCAUACUGCACGUGAGAUAACACGUGUCAUGACGUGGCUGUCAUACUGCACGUGAGAUAACACGUGUCAUGACGUGGCUGUCAUGCUGCACGUGAGAUAACACGUGUCGUGACGUGGCAGUCAUGCUGCACGUGAGAUAACACGUGUCGUGA
Messenger RNA from Hyalella azteca, 1943 nucleotides. Its product is annotated as kelch-like protein 26. The record is from RefSeq and is a predicted model, not a curated record. Lineage: Eukaryota; Metazoa; Arthropoda; Malacostraca; Amphipoda; Hyalellidae. Gene Ontology annotation, molecular function: protein binding.